AUGGAGAACUCAACCCAAGUCAAGUUAUUUUAUAUUUUUGGCUUACAAGAGACAUUUAUCAACAAAUCGGUCUAUUUUACCUUGUCUCUUAUCACAUACCUUCUCAUCAUCACUGUGAAUCUGACUCUGAUCAUAACAAUCAUUCAGGAGAAAGGUCUCCAUGAGCCCAUGUAUAUCUUUCUGUGUAGUUUGUGUGUCAAUGGAUUGUAUGGAACUGCUGGUUUCUACCCCAAGUUCUUACUGGACCUUCAGUCAGAUGUUCAGGUGAUAUCUUAUGGUGGAUGUUUCACUCAAGCCUAUGUAAUAUACACAUCUGUCAUGUGUGAACUUUCUACUCUAACAGUGAUGUCUUACGACAGGUAUGUGGCAAUAUGUAGACCACUACUAUACCAUAACAUUGUGACAUCUUUAACUAUUAGAAAGUUACUCUUAUUGUCUUGGUGUUAUCCUUUAUUUAUAGCACUCAUAGCACUUAGUUUAGCUGUCAGAAUUCCUUUGUGUGGAUCUCGUAUUGAUAAACUCUUCUGUGACAUUCCGUCUAUACUGAAACAUGCAUGUUCACCCAUAACCAUCAACCAGAUUUUGAACAAAUUUGUAAUAGUGGUUCAUGUUUUACAGAUACUAUUCAUUGUAUUUUCUUACUUUACCCUGUUUGACACAUUGCAAGGAUGGAAUAGUAGUGUAAAUAUUACGCUCAAUAUGCGUAAUGCAAUGGCUGUGCAAUUCCUUGUUAUACCACCUGUCUUUAACCCUGUCAUAUAUGGACUUAACCUCCAGCAGAUUCGAAGGGCCAUUUUUAGAAAGUGUAAUGCACAUAAAAUCAUUGAUAUGAGACGUUAG
Molecule: messenger RNA, 840 nt
Organism: Oncorhynchus mykiss (rainbow trout)
Lineage: Eukaryota; Metazoa; Chordata; Actinopteri; Salmoniformes; Salmonidae
Source: RefSeq, a predicted model, not a curated record